GAGAUGGAGCCUCCCCGGCGGCCGGUGGUGGUGACGGGGUUUGGCCCAUUUGGAGAACAUGCUGUUAACGCCAGCUGGAUUGCAGUUCAGCACCUUGGAGCCCUAGUCAUGGACCAGGAUCCUGUGGUGCUAGGCGCUGUACACACACAGGACCCACAGGAGUUUACAAUCCAACUCUAAGACAAGAGACGACAGAUGGAUACAGACACGCUGGGAGUACAAAUAAAGAAUGAGUGAGCUGGAGAAGCUGGGCUUGGGAGAUGGUGUGGAUCUGUAUGUAUAUGAAAUCCCAGUUGAAUACCAAACAGUACAAAGACUAAUUCCCGCAUUGUGGAAAAAACACAGUCCACAAUUGGUGGUUCAUGUGGGUGUAUCAGGUAUGGCUACAACCGUAACAUUGGAAAAAUGUGGGCAUAACGUAGGAUACAAAGGCUUAGACAACUGCCGUUUCUGUCCAGGCUCUCAGUGUUGUGUAGAAGGUGGCCCAGAAUGCAUCGAUUCGAUUAUUGACAUGGAUGCAGUUUGCAGGAGAGUCUCAACGCUGGGACUUGAUGUCACGGUUACUAUAUCCAAGGAUGCUGGCAGAUAUCUCUGUGAUUUCACUUACUAUACUUCCUUAUACCAGAGCCAUGGCAGGUCUGCAUUUGUUCAUGUUCCUCCACUGGGAAAACCAUAUACUGCAGAACAGCUGGGCCGGGCACUACAGGCUAUCAUAGAAGAAAUGCUUGAUGUUUUGAAGCAUUCUGAAGGCAAAAUCAAUUGUCGCCAUGAACACUGAAGCUGGGCAAAACUCCUACCACUGUUGCACUUCCAAAAUAUUCCCCACUACUAAGUACUGGGGAAGCAGCCUGUCUGAAAUGUACAGAAAAAGAAUCAGAGACUUCAGAAUGAAAGUUAAUUCCACUUCCAGCAAUUCUGUGACAUUCUUUUCUUCCUGUGUGAAUUUCAUCUUAAACAAGAAAGGAUUUCAAGUCUUUCUUUUAAACCACCUGCAACUACUUAUUUCUUGAAGUGGCUGAAAAAUGUGUGCUGUGUUUCCUACAGAGGAUAUCUGUAAAUCAAGUGACUGCUAUUGAGCAGUCUAAUACAGUGCAGAUGGAAAGGUUUACACCUGGAAUCAGAGUUAGUGUGCAGGGAAUUGAUAAUACCAUCUUCUGAUUAAAAGUCCUUAGUUUAAAAGAUUUGCUGAUUUAAAAAAAAAUUAAUAGGUUUUAAUGUAAAAUUAUAGCUAUAAGCAGUUGGCAUAGAAGACUCUGGGCUUAUUUGGGUUUUAAACAGUUCUUGUUUGGGAUGGGGAGUCAUUUAUAACUGUUUUAGAGGGGCACUGAAUCUUUUUUGCCAGUCCUAAAAUACCCGUGCAUUAGUGUGGACUCCUGUUAAGACUUUAAUAGUGCUGCAAACAGAAGGCGUACAUGGUUUUGAUUUCUCAUGUUUGGGAGUACUUGAGACACCCAACCUGCACCAAAUAUUUCUGAAAAAUGAUUUUUAUUGUGCUCUUAAUACCACCUUCCUUGCUCAGAUUAACCAUAUACCUCCUUUACGAAACACAUUGUUUCAUAUGUGUAUAAAAUAAAACUUAUAGUGGUUGGAAAAGCUUUGCUAGUGACCACUGUUUCCACAGGGGUCUCUUUUCCCAGAACCUCAAUGCUAGAGCUUACCUUGCCCCCGUACCAUAAAAACAACUUGGUACUCUUCUUCUUUUUUUAUUGUAAAUGUUUGUUCUG
Molecule: messenger RNA, 1724 nt
Organism: Emys orbicularis (European pond turtle)
Lineage: Eukaryota; Metazoa; Chordata; Testudines; Emydidae
Gene: PGPEP1
Product: pyroglutamyl-peptidase I
Exons: 6
Coding region: 230-778 (182 amino acids)
Biological process (GO): proteolysis
Cellular component (GO): cytosol
Molecular function (GO): pyroglutamyl-peptidase activity
Source: RefSeq, a predicted model, not a curated record